AUUUUUCCUGAGUUUUUUUUUUUCGCCCCCUUGGCAUUGUAUUUUAUAAGAGGCCUCUAAUGUAGAGAAACUAUUUUAGGCUCGAAUUACUAGUUGUAAAACAGUAGAGGGCGCCAUAUUUUAGCUUUUUAUCCGGAAGUUGAGUAACCACAGUCAUCAUUUUGAAUCUGUAGUUCAGCUAACUGUCUUCUGUUUGCUAGUGUUAGCUAGCGUUGAAACGCUAACAUUUAAGUUUGUCGUAUAUGUAGACGAUGUGGACUAAAUGCCAAAGUAAUGCCGCGUGCGGAACAAUGUAGUGAAUACCGUGAAGUAAUGUGAGCUCAUCGCGACUUCGUUCAUUUACUAUGAGCUCCCUAUCAGCCCAGACUCCGGCAUCAAGCUCAUCAUGCAGAACACUACCGGGAGAAGGGAAUCAGGUACAACCAAAAGCCCCUCUCCUGCAAAUUCUGCGUGUGGCUGGAGCCCAGGAAGACGUCUUCACGCUCAAAGAGGUGAUGCACUACUUGGGUCAGUACAUCAUGGGGAAGCAACUGUAUGACAAACAGAGGCAGCACAUAGUCCACUGCCAGGAUGAUCCUUUGGGAGAGCUGCUGGAAGUGGAGAGCUUCUCUGUUAAAAACCCGAGCCCAGUGUAUGAAAUGCUUAAGAAGUACUUGGUUGUGAUCGACUGUGCUGACGCUGCAGAGAAUCUUUCUGUGGGCCGUGAAUGUGUAGAGAGCGGAGUGGAGGAUCGUGGUCAGAUGUGUGGAGGUGUGGUCAAAGCAGGUUUGGAGGCUGGCAGUGAUGGGCCUCUCCUGCAGACCCCCUCCCAGAGACGACCUCGGGAGCCAGAUGAUGACUCUCUAGAAGGUUUACCACGCUCAGCCUGCAAGCGACCCAAGCUGGAUGUUACUCUGGAUGAGUGGGAUCUCUCUGGCUUGCCCUGGUGGUUUUUGGGUAAUCUCCGCAGUAACUAUAGCCGCAGAAGCAACGGCUCCACUGACAUCCACACAAACCAACUGUCUCUUGCACAGGAGGAGGAUACUGCCAUUGUGUCAGACACCACUGAUGACCUCUGGUUCCUCACUGAGGGUGAGAGUGAACAGGUGAGCGUGGAGAUGAAAGAGGCUGCACUGGAAGAAGGGAGCAGAGAAGAAGGAGAGCCUCCACUUGAGGAGGAUGAUGGGGGGGCGAAGGAGGACAAGGCAGAUAGAGAGAUGCAGGAGGAGCCAGAUGAAGACUCCCAAUGUCUGAGUGAUGACACUGAUACAGAGAUCUCCACACAGGACGCAUGGCAGUGCACAGAGUGCAGGAAAUACAACAUCCCUCUCCAGAGGUACUGUGUUCGCUGCUGGGCUCUACAGAAGAACUGGUACAAAGAUGUCCCUCGACUUGCUCAUUCCCUUUCUGUUCCUGACAUCCCGGCAUGCAGCUCUCUCAUUACCCAUGAUGAGGAAGAUGACAGCGACACAGGCAUUGACGUCCCAGACUGCAGCAGGAUGGUCUCUGAUCCCGUUAUCCUUCCUUCUCAUUCCACCGCUGACCGACCACUUCCAACCAGAGUUAUGGGGAAAGGCAAAGGGCCAAGGCCGUCUGGCUUCCACAAGGAUGAGCAGCUCUCAGAAGCGGAGAGUCAAGAGAAUCUGGGCAUGGAGGUUGAGGAUGUUAGGCCUGAGGCACUGCUGGAGCCUUGCAAGCUCUGUCGAGUGCGGCCACGUAACGGAAAUAUAAUACACGGACCCACUGCUCACCUGCUUACCUGUUUUCCAUGUGCAAGGAGGCUACAUAAGUUCCAGGCUCCUUGCCCUGGAUGUGGGAAGAUAAUCCAGAAGGUUAUUAAGAUAUUCAUCCUGUGAACGGUAUACGACCCAUCUGUAAGGUUCUGGGGACCUGAAAAGAAAAAAACAAAAAACCACUUCAACCACAUUCAACCAUACAGCUGCAUGGCUCCUAGUAACAGUCUCUGCUUGUAGACUCAUACUCAUAAAACCUCUGCACCUUACUCUGGAAAUCUACAAAGAUGUAAACAAAAGUAUAGCACUUGGUAAAGCUUGCGCAGUUGCAUGGUUUAUUUGUAUCACACUGCCUCUGAAGUAUUGUUAGACAAAACCUCAGACUCAAGAGUUCACUAUACAAAAUGCUUGUUUUGGUGCCACAUUUAAAUAAGGGAUAUACAAAGGCAGAAGUAUUUAUUUAUUACAAGAUCACAUAGACACACAGUUUGUGUGAGCUUUUAUUUGAUCUCAUGAAGGCUUUCGUUUUCCUGAAACUUUGGGUUUUUGUUUUGCUUCUUUUUGUAAUUUGUUCUUGCAGUGCAGUUUUUGAGUGCUGGUAUUUAAGGUGUGGCGUUUCUUUUUGUUUGAUUGUUUUUCAUGAAUUUACUUUCUCCAUCUGAGCGUUAAUGGUAGAGUAAUCAAUGCAGGUAUGCGACUACAAGGCAAGUCUUUUUAAGCUGUUUUUGUAUUUUUUUUGUUUUGUUUUAAAGCCCUCCUGCAUCUCCUUAUGUAAAAUGGCUCUGAAAUUUAAGUUUUGAAGAGGCUGAAGGAAGAAACAGAGUCUUUAAAAACUUAUGAAAGUUUCCUCCUAAAACCGAUGACCUCUCAGCAUAUGUGAAUGUAUUGUUAAAUACAAAGGUGACUUAAUUCCUGCUUUUCUCAAACAGAAUAGUAAAAAGUAGAGUUGAAUAUAAACAAUGCACAGCUGAAGUAUUAACUGUAAUUGUUCUCUCGUGAUUUGAUAAUAUGUAUUCAGUAUGUACAAUUGUCAAACCUCUGAUGACAGCUAUGCUUGCAGUAAGUUAUGUUACAAUGUUGAUUCAUGUUUAAAUGUUAUAAUUUGGAAAGAGUGCUUUACAUCCUUUUCUGGAACGUAUUUUGAGUGAACAGUUUAUGCAUAUUUUGUAUUUAAUUUAUUUAUUCUGUUUUACUUGUGACCACCUCCUAGCAAACAGAAAAUGGUGCACUUGUUAAAGAAUAUAAUGUGUAAUUUGCAUUUAAUUUACUGAAGAAUGGAGAAACAGGAAACUGGCCGAGUUACCAGAUGUACCCUCAGUGAAAAUGACUGCACAGUACUUACUGGGAGCCAGGGGUUUGAUUUUAAGCGUUACACUGCCAUGUAAUGACUUCACACAGAAAUUUGUAUAUUAUAAAUUUUAUUUUGUCUGUUCAGCUUUGUUUAAAGAUUGUAUUGCUGGACCUCAUAGAUACAACUACUUUUGAGUGUGUGAGCUCCCUAUAAAUAAAUACAUUAUGUUCUUUAUAAUUCAUUAAUUUUUUUUUUUUUGAAUUUGGUUCUGCUUAUUGUAGAGUGUAUAAUUAAUGUUUGAGCUGCUGUUUACUUGCGCUUAAUCUUUCCACCAGCAGGUGGAGAGAGGUUUCAGUCUCGUUGCUGUUGCCUACAGAAACUGUACAGUCCCUGUAAUAACUUGUAAUGAAUAUGUAGCGCAUGCCUCUUGAUCUUGAGAGCUAUAUUAGCCAUGUAAAUGGUAUAAAAGGUUAAUUUUAGCCUGUAAUAAAUAUUAGCAUUGUACUUCAAGGAAAAAAAAAAAGACAUCCAGUAUAUACAGACCUCAUUUAAAUGAAACACUUUAUACCAGUGACACUGGUUCAGAUUAACAGGUUAACCUAAUUCUGGCAAUUUGUGGCAUUAAGAUCAUAAUGUGGUUAAACAUGGUACAGCUUAUAUAGGUUUUUUUUUUCCCCCCGUUAUGGAAUAAACAUGUUUUGUUA
Archocentrus centrarchus (flier cichlid) is the source of this 3707-nucleotide messenger RNA. It is a transcript of the gene mdm4, whose product is annotated as MDM4 regulator of p53. The transcript is spliced from 11 exons. NCBI's taxonomy places the organism in Eukaryota, Metazoa, Chordata, Actinopteri, Cichliformes, Cichlidae. Gene Ontology annotation, biological process: negative regulation of apoptotic process; protein ubiquitination; regulation of cell cycle. Gene Ontology annotation, molecular function: ubiquitin-protein transferase activity. Gene Ontology annotation, cellular component: nucleus. The record is from RefSeq and is a predicted model, not a curated record. Bases 345 to 1835 code for a protein of 496 amino acids.